CCUGAUGUCUCAUGGAUCCCCAAUCGACAUUACUCCGGAGUGUUUGGCCUAAUGAAGCUCACUUUACCCAAGACACUGCCUGGCCACAUAAACAAGGUGAUUGUCCUUGACACCGACGUCACAUUUGCCACAGAUAUUGCAGAACUAUGGAAAAUUUUUAGGGUUUUACGAGGAAAACAGGCUAUAGGUCUUGUCGACAACCAGAGUGACUGGUAUUUGGGCAAGUUAUGGAAAAAUCACCGCCCAUGGCCUGCAUUAGGUAGAGGGUUCAAUACUGGUGUUAUCCUGUUGGACCUAAAGAUGCUCAGAGAAAUCGGCUGGAUGCAGAUGUGGCGGCUGAUUGCCGAGAAAGAAUUGAUGAACAUGUUGGCUGUCUCGCUGGCUGACCAGGACAUCUUCAACACGGUGAUCAAGCAGCAUGACUACCUGGUCUAUCGGCUUCCGUGUCAGUGGAAUGUCCAACUCAGCAUGAACACUCAGAGUGAGCAGUGUUACAGUGAAGUUUCUGAUCUUAAAAUUAUCCACUGGAAUUCUCCUAUGAAGUUAAAAGUCAAGAAUAAACACGUGGAGUUUUUCCGCAACAUGUACUUGACCUUUCUGGAAUAUGAUGGAAAUUUACUGCGCAAGGAGCUGCUAGGCUGUUCUAAUAACACAUCAAACCAAACUCAGGAAGUUGUGUUGAGUGACCACACAGAAGAUGAUGACUGCUACGAUUUCCGAGCGGAGCGAGAGCUUGUCCACCGCACACAUCUCUACUACCUGGACUACCAGGAGGCCCCGGCCAGCGAUUACGACGUGACUUUGGUGCUGCAGCUAUCCAUGGACAGAUUGCAG
Candidula unifasciata is the source of this 834-nucleotide messenger RNA. The record is from the annotation of a GenBank genome assembly. Lineage: Eukaryota; Metazoa; Mollusca; Gastropoda; Stylommatophora; Geomitridae.